GUUUAACUCCUAUUUAAAAUGACUCUUUGAAUCCUAACGGCUGGGCUCUCGGGAAGACUCGGCGGCUUUGGGUCGGAGGCGAGAGCCAACAGGUGCCUAGGCCUUGGUGUCCUUCUGUGAGACACCAUGGACAAACCUAAGGAAAACUGCAUUUCAGGGCCUGUUAAGAUUACAGUGCCACCUGGUGAUGGUCCAAAACGUGUUCCCGUGAUGCAGCAAUUUCCUUGUCAGCAUCCGUUAUCUGCGAACAGUGGCCAGGCUCAGCGGGUCUUGUGUCCUUCCAACUCCUCCCAGCGAGUUCCUUCACAAGCACAAAAGCCUGUCUCCAGCCAUAAACCGGGUCAGAGUAUGAAGCAGAAGCCAUUGCAGGCAACCAGUGUCCCUCGUCCUGUCUCCAGGCCACUGACUAACACCCCAAAGAGUGAGCAGCCCCAGCCACCAGCCCCUGGAAAUAAUUCUGAAAAGGAAUUGGCAUCAAAACAGAAAAACGAAGAAUCAAAAAAAAGGCAAUGGGCUUUGGAAGAUUUUGAAAUUGGUCGCCCGCUGGGUAAAGGAAAGUUUGGUAAUGUUUAUUUGGCGAGAGAAAAACAAAGCAAGUUUAUCCUGGCUCUGAAAGUGUUAUUUAAAGCUCAGCUGGAAAAAGCAGGAGUUGAGCAUCAGCUGAGACGAGAAGUAGAAAUUCAGUCCCACCUUAGGCAUCCAAAUAUUCUCAGACUCUAUGGUUAUUUCCAUGAUGCUACCAGAGUUUACCUAAUUUUAGAAUAUGCACCUCUUGGAGCUGUCUAUAGAGAACUUCAGAAACUGUCCAGGUUUGACGAACAGAGAACUGCGACUUACAUCACAGAAUUGGCCAAUGCCCUGUCUUACUGCCAUUCAAAGAGAGUUAUUCACAGAGACAUUAAACCGGAGAAUCUGCUCCUUGGAUCCGCCGGAGAGCUUAAGAUUGCAGAUUUUGGGUGGUCUGUCCAUGCCCCAUCCUCCAGGAGAACCACCCUCUGUGGAACGCUGGACUACUUGCCCCCGGAGAUGAUUGAAGGCCGGAUGCAUGAUGAGAAGGUGGAUCUCUGGAGCCUUGGAGUUCUUUGCUAUGAAUUUUUAGUUGGGAAGCCUCCUUUUGAGGCAAGCACAUACCAAGAGACCUACAAAAGAAUAUCGCGGGUUGAAUUCACAUUCCCUGACUUUGUACCAGAGGGGGCCCGGGACCUCAUCUCAAGACUGCUGAAGCAUAACCCCAGCCAGAGGCCGACCUUGAAAGAAGUACUCGAACACCCCUGGAUCAUAGCAAAUGCCUCAAAACCAUCAAGUGGCCCAAAAAACAAAGAAUCAACUGGCAAGCAAUCUUAACCCUGCUGCAGGGGGAGCAGCGGAGCAGCCCGUGGGGCAGGGCUGCUGGAUAAUGGGUCGGACACAGGCUCCUGACAUUCUUACUGCUGCCUGCCUGCAAUUGGACGCUCCAGAAAAUGUUUGUUUUUGUACCGAGCAGCAGGACUUCGGCUGCCUCAUUCAGAAAGUCCCACUUCAGUAAACAUGACACUCUGAAGUGAAGUGGCCACGCGAACCGUGCUGAUUUCACUGGUUUUAUAAUCCCAAGGCAGGGUUCAAGUUCAGCCGCCUGGCAGCCUGUUGGAGUAAGGCUUCCUUGUGGGAGGUGAACCUGGAGUCAGAGUGGGCAGAGCGGCCCCUCUGCCCUGACUUGAUCGGUUCAAGAGCUGUGCAAUAACCUUCCAAGCACCUGGGUGUGUGUGUAACUUAUUGGGUGGCCGUGCCUGGUGAAGCUGUCAGAAUGAGUAUGGUAAAUGUUAAAAUAAAGACACGUGUAUGGACUUGUGAUUUUACUUCCAUGGCGUCCCUUCAGGAAUGCUGGGUGUCUGUCCAUCACCGCUCUUAAGCCUGUUUAUCUCGUCGUCCUUAACCACUUCCCUUCUGUCUGGGACUUUUGUAAAAUAGGAACACGUGCUCUCUAUC
Rhinolophus ferrumequinum (greater horseshoe bat) is the source of this 1965-nucleotide messenger RNA. It is a transcript of the gene AURKA, whose product is annotated as aurora kinase A. The transcript has 9 exons. The record is from RefSeq and is a predicted model, not a curated record. Gene Ontology annotation, molecular function: ATP binding; protein kinase activity. Gene Ontology annotation, biological process: protein phosphorylation; mitotic centrosome separation; mitotic cell cycle. Lineage: Eukaryota; Metazoa; Chordata; Mammalia; Chiroptera; Rhinolophidae. Bases 127 to 1344 code for a protein of 405 amino acids. Gene Ontology annotation, cellular component: spindle midzone; chromosome passenger complex; spindle pole centrosome.